AUGGCCACCGCUGUCGAGUCUGCCCCUUACACCGGCCCCUCUCCCCGCGAGAUGAUCGAAUCCCACACUCUCGCCCAGGAGAUCAUCGGGCGCAACAACGACCCCUGCCCGAUCCUCGACUCUGACGAGCUGGCCCUGCUCUCCCAGUUCGUCGCCAACCCGUCGCAGGCCCGCGCCCUCCUCGAGGCCCGCGGUCUGGCCGACGAGCCCACCAAGUCCGGCAGCCUGGUGGCCUACGUCAUCUCCCUGCACGGCACCGACAAAGCUGCUCUUACGGAGGAGGAGAUCAAGACUCUUAAGCAAUGGUUCGAGGACAGUCAGAAGGCAUAG
This is a messenger RNA of Colletotrichum spaethianum, 330 nucleotides long. RefSeq lists its product as uncharacterized. Bases 1 to 330 code for a protein of 109 amino acids. NCBI's taxonomy places the organism in Eukaryota, Fungi, Ascomycota, Sordariomycetes, Glomerellales, Glomerellaceae. The transcript has a single exon. The record is from RefSeq and is a predicted model, not a curated record.